Phalaenopsis equestris is the source of this 2444-nucleotide messenger RNA. RefSeq names its product subtilisin-like protease SBT1.2. The transcript has 3 exons. Gene Ontology annotation, molecular function: serine-type endopeptidase activity. Gene Ontology annotation, biological process: proteolysis. The record is from RefSeq and is a predicted model, not a curated record. Lineage: Eukaryota; Viridiplantae; Streptophyta; Magnoliopsida; Asparagales; Orchidaceae. Bases 25 to 2292 code for a protein of 755 amino acids.
UCCAUCUUCCUCUUCUCACUCAAAAUGGAGCACCGCAUCCCUAUCUUAAUUUCUCUUCUUCUGUUCGUAUUUACAUGUUCUGAUUCUCAGCUUUUCUCCAUAAUGGAUGAGUUACAUGGGACGCUUGUGUACAUCAUCGGGGUGGAGAGACAUGAGCGGCACGACCUGCUCAGCGACGUCGAUCUUGAGAGCUUUCAUCUCUCCUUCCUGCCAAACUCAACGCUCGAUUCAGGCACGCCGCGGUUGCUCUAUUCCUAUCGCCACGUCCUCAGUGGCUUCGCUGCCCGUCUUACUCCCCGGGAGUUGGAGACCAUCAAGUCAAAACCAGGCUUCCACUUUGCACAGCGGAAUCGCUAUUACCCGCUUGCCACAACCUAUACACCAAGGUACCUCGGACUCACAACGAGUAAUGCAUGGGGAUCCACCAUGAUGGGCGAAGGUCUCAUCAUUGGUGUACUUGACACUGGCAUCAAGGCUCGCCAUCCUUCAUUCAAAGACACAAAAAUGCCGCCAGCACCUCGUCCUCCAAAAUGGAAGGGCACUUGUUUUGCAGGCUUUGCAUGCAACAAUAAAAUCAUUGGAGCGAAGGCCUUCUUUAAUGGGACUAACCCUUCCCCACAAGAUACCAAUGGGCAUGGGACCCAUGUUGCAGGCACCGCAGCGGGCAACUUCGUAAAAAAUGCAAAUAUUCUUGGGAUGGCAAAGGGUGAUGCAUCCGGCAUGGCUCCCUUGGCUCAUCUCUCCAUUUACAAAGUUUGCUUUCCGAUAUACGGCUGUGGAUACAGUGAAAUAUAUGCUGCCAUUGAUCAAGCAAUAAAAGAUAGAGUCGACAUAAUCUCGAUGUCAAUUAGUGGUGGGCAUAAUGAUACAUUUUAUUCUGAUGCGGUUGCUCGAGGGUCUCUGGCUGCAAUACGGCAAGGAAUCGUACCUGUCGCAGCGGCCGGAAAUGAUGGGCCAACGACUGGAACACUUAGUCAUAGUGCGCCAUGGGUGCUAACUGUUGGAGCAACGACGACUGAUCGAAGAAUAUCGUCCAUUGUUGAGCUAGGAAAUGGAAAGAAGUUCCUUGGAGAGUCAGCGUACCAUCCAAAGACCUGGGAUUCAACUAUUAUGUAUCCACUUGAGUUUCCUGGCAAGUAUGGUGAUGCGAAUGCUAGUUGUUGCGUGCCUAGUGCAUUGACUAACUUGAACUUGAAAGGUAAAAUCGUGAUAUGUUACGGUUGCGCUGUUUCGGACGAAGAGAGAGGAAAUGCUACAUAUAAUGCUGGUGCAGAGGGUAUGAUUGUAAUGAACCUAGCUAUUCGAGGACUCACCACUUCUUCUCCUGCCCAUGUUCUCCCUGCCACAAAUGUGGGCUACUCGGCCACAACAGAAAUUGUAAACUACUACACAAAUAACAAAGCCACUGCCACUGCUGCCAUACACUUCAAUGGUACCCAAUUUGGAAUUGAACCCUCCCCAGCUGUUGCAUCCUUCUCCUCUCGCGGCCCUAGCAUUAUGAAUGGUGGGAUCAUAAAACCCGACGUGCUCGCACCUGGAGUCAAUAUCCUAGCUGCUUGGCCCACUGAUGUCGGCCCAAACCCCAACCCUCUCGCGACCCACACCUUCAAUUUUGAAAGUGGCACAUCCAUGGCUACACCUCAUGUAUCUGGGAUUGUGGCACUGGUCAAGAGCAAGCACCGAGGGUGGACACCAGCAGAGAUUAUGUCAGCAAUUGUGACAACUGCAAAUGACUCAUGGACUACUGCAGGCGACCUCAUUAAAGACGACACAUCAUACAAUACUGCAGGGAUAUACGCUACAGGUGGUGGGCAGGUGAACCCAAUCAAGGCGAUGGACCCAGGUCUUGUGUUUGGGCACACCUUUAAUAACUACAUUGAAUAUUUAUGUGGCCUUGGAUAUAAUCAGACUGAGAUGACGUGGAUGGUGGGGAGUCGGACUACUUGCACUGGGGUUAAGAAUCUAACAGCGACAGAACUUAAUUACCCAUCUAUUGCAGUAAAUUUGACACAAUUAGCAACGAGUCAAAUUGUGAGAAGGACAGCAAAGAAUGUGGGGGAUCCACGAGAGGAGUACAUGGCUAAGAUUACAGAGCCAACUGGAGUAAGAGUUGAUCUAUCAACUUAUAGACUUAAAUUUACGAGGGUGAAUCAAGAGGAGAGCUAUGAUGUUAAAUUUUUCUUAAAAGGUGCUUAUCCAAGCCAGGGGAGCGAUAUGAUACGAAGGGGAAAAAUUGUUUGGGAUUCAGGCAAACAUUUGGUCACCACACCUAUUGCUGUUAGGUUCGUGUGAUUGAUUAUUAGCUUAGAAAGCCAUGCCUUUCGAUAUAUGUGAUAAUAAGUAUAAAACUUAUUGGAGGGUGAAUAAAAAAUAUUCAUUAGUAAUAUGAAUAAUGCAACAAAAAGGUAUAUUUUCCUAAAUAAAACCAAUUUUUGUUGGUUCAA